Molecule: messenger RNA, 1938 nt
Organism: Phalacrocorax carbo (great cormorant)
Lineage: Eukaryota; Metazoa; Chordata; Aves; Suliformes; Phalacrocoracidae
Source: RefSeq, a predicted model, not a curated record
CGCCGCUCUCCCUCCCUCUUUCCCCACCGCGGGAGGCUGCCCGCCGCCUCCGGAGGGGGGGCGUGGCGCGGAUCGGCCCAGCCCACACUCGCCAGUGAUUGGCGGGGGCGUACGCCCGUCGGCGGGGGGGGCGGUGCCCGGCGCGGCCACGUUCGGGUGCGCGGCCAGCGGCGCGGCGGGCGCAGCGAGCGGCAGCGGCGGGGCGAUGGGGGCGCGGCGGCGGCCGGCGCUCUGACAGCCCCCGGCGCUCCUCCAGCGGCGGGCAGAGCGGCUCCCGGCGGCGGCGGCGGCCGCCCCCCCUCCUCAGCGCGGACCAUGUUCGCCAAAGGGAAGGGCUCGGCGGUGCCCUCGGACGGACAGGCGCGGGAGAAGCUGGCGCUGUACGUCUACGAGUACCUGCUGCACGUCGGCGCCCAGAAGUCGGCGCAGACCUUCCUGUCCGAGAUCCGGUGGGAGAAGAACAUCACGCUGGGCGAGCCCCCCGGCUUCCUGCACUCCUGGUGGUGCGUGUUUUGGGACCUUUACUGCGCAGCUCCCGAAAGGCGAGACACUUGUGAACAUUCGAGUGAAGCGAAAGCCUUUCAUGACUAUAGCGCAGCUGCCGCCCCGAGUCCCGUGCUUGGAAACAUUCCCCCGAACGACGGGAUGCCCGGGGGCCCCAUCCCACCCGGUUUCUUCCAGGGACCGCCUGGGUCACAGCCCUCGCCACACGCACAGCCUCCACCCCACAAUCCUAACAGCAUGAUGGGACCCCACAGUCAGCCGUUCAUGUCGCCGCGCUACGCCGGAGGUCCCCGGCCCCCCAUCAGGAUGGGCAACCAGCCCCCGGGUGCUGUUCCCGGUACACAGCCAUUGCUGCCCAAUUCAAUGGAUCCCACGCGACAGCAAGGGCACCCUAACAUGGGCGGCCCCAUGCAAAGGAUGAAUCCUCCGCGAGGGAUGGGCCCCAUGGGUCCCGGUCCGCAGAACUAUGGCAGCGGCAUGAGACCUCCACCCAACUCCCUAGGUCCCGGCAUGCCUGGAAUUAACAUGGGGCCGGGAGCCGGCAGACCGUGGCCGAACCCCAGCAGUGCUAAUUCAAUCCCAUACUCUUCUUCAUCGCCUGGUACAUACGUGGGUCCACCCGGCGGCGGCGGUCCUCCAGGGACACCCAUCAUGCCAAGUCCCGCAGAUUCAACAAAUUCAAGUGACAACAUCUACACAAUGAUUAAUCCAGUACCGCCCGCAGGCAGUCGAUCGAAUUUCCCAAUGGGCCCCGGCUCCGACGGCCCCAUGGGUGGCAUGGGCGGGAUGGAGCCCCAUCACAUGAACGGAUCGUUAGGGUCAGGAGACAUAGAUGGACUUCCAAAAAAUUCUCCAAACAACAUAAGUGGCAUUAGCAAUCCCCCGGGCACUCCAAGAGAUGACGGGGAGCUGGGAGGCAACUUUCUCCAUUCCUUCCAAAAUGACAAUUAUUCCCCCAGCAUGACGAUGAGUGUGUGAUUUCCCUCCCCCUCCUCCUCUCCAGGAUCAAGACAGUCAGCUGCCGUUCGGAGGAUCUCAACGAAUUAUGCAAGAAGAAGAAGAAGAAGCUAGGUGUAUGGGCAGGGAGACGCGUGGCGGGGGCCAAAACCCCAGGUUUAGUUUCAUGCAAUAAAAAGGCUGAACUUUUUAUUCCAUAAAACAUGAAGGACAAAACUUAAAAUAUUUCAAGACAUGACAAGACCCUUCUUUGUGCAGAAGGGUUUAUAUAUGUACAUGACACUUCUUUUUGGAAACAAACGGAAGCCUCUAGCACCCAACUCCGAUCUCUUUGCUUUGUUCUUUUAAAUAAAGACAGAAACCGAACCUGUUGUAUGUUUGUGCCGUGCGACACCAGGAAGCUAGUCUAGAUAUGAAAUCUCAUGUUGUCUCUGUUGUAGUCAUUUUUUUAAAUAAACUGGACAGUUUACAAUGGUG